ACAAAAAACGUAAUUUUAUCUCCUAUAUUAAAACGUUAUAAUAUGAGAAAUUUGUCUUGUUAACCAUUAUAUUCGUAACUUGUCCUUUAAUUUAUUUAAGAAAAAUUUCAUUUCUCAAUAUUCUUUUGAGUUUGGAUUCUUUUUUUCUCUAUCCUCAAUUGAACACCAACUCAACUCAAACUUGCACUCCAAGCGAAUUUCCUGUUAUGUUUCAAACAAAUAGAUCUUGAGCACUGUUUGCUGAAGCAGUAUCCAGAAAAGGGAGGGAGAAUAAGUGUACGAAAAUAUGAACAAGCUGCAUUAAUGGCUCGCAGGUGAAAUCUGAACUGAAGUUUUCGAAGUUAUAGUACACACUGAAGGGUAGAUUUUCAUUCACCCUCUUACGCCCUUCAAUCAAAAGUUGCUAACUUUCUAGUGAGGCAGUAAUAAACAGGUUUGACCCCAUUCCUUCAUGAAGAUGGGUCCCAACUCCGAAAUCAAAACGUUUGGUGAGGAUUAUUGUUGAUGUAAAUUUAGCAUCUUUAAUUGAAAACCAUGUCUUAUCCUGCAUUAAAAUUAGCUUAAUUGUUAGCCAUUAAGCUUAAAGAAGAUUGAUUUUUGGGUUGGUUGGGUUUGCCACCAAACUCAUCAUUGUAAUAUUAUCAGCUAAAGAUUUGUGGGGUGCUGCUUUUUUGGUUUCCAUCUUAUAGAGAUCUUGGUUCUUGCCGACAAGGGUGAACAGUUUCAAAUUUGGAUUUUGAUUCAUAACUGCUGAAAUAGAAUAUGAGGAAAAAUGUUAGUUCUCAUUCAGGAAGAUUAUUCAGUGAUAGGAAAUGGGUUAUACCGUUUUUUGCCAGUUUGUUUGUAUUUUAUUUUGUGGAAUCAGAUUUCGAAAGGCAGGUUAAUGCCAAUGUGGUUCAGAAAAUGGAGCCACCUAGGUUGGCAUAUCUUAUUUCAGGCACAAAAGGUGAUAGUCAAAGGAUGAUGAGGACAUUGCAGGCAGUUUAUCACCCAAGAAAUCAGUAUAUCCUGCAUUUGGAUCUCGAGGCACCGCCACGGGAAAGAUUGGAAUUGGCAAAUGCAGUGAAAGGCGAUCCGACAUUUCGUGAGGUAGAGAAUGUACGUGUUAUGUCACAAUCCAAUUUGGUGACUUACAAGGGUUCUACUAUGAUUGCUUGUACACUCCAAGCUAUAGCAAUAUUACUGAAGGAGAGCUCGGAUUGGGACUGGUUUAUAAACCUCAGCGCCUCGGAUUACCCUCUUGUGACACAGGAUGAUUUACUUCAUGUUUUCUCUAAUCUGUCGAGAGAUCUCAAUUUCAUUGAGCAUACGCAUAUUGCUGGUUGGAAACUGAGCCAUAGAGUAAGGCCAAUUGUUAUCGAUCCUGGCCUUUACUUAUCAAAGAAAUCUGAUAUAGCAUGGACUACUCAGAAAAGAACACUUCCAACUCUUUUUAAACUGUUUACAGGUUCAGCUUGGGUUGUGCUAACAAGAUCCUUUAUGGAGUACUGUAUAUGGGGAUGGGAUAACCUUCCAAGGACUAUUCUUAUGUAUUAUGCAAAUUUUAUCUCUUCUCCUGAGGGUUAUUUCCACACUGUCAUUUGCAACACUGAGGAAUUUCGCCACACUGCAAUAAGCCAUGAUCUUCACUACAUUGCUUGGGACACUCCUCCAAAGCAACAUCCUAUGAAAUUGACAAUGAAGGACUUUGACAAAAUGGUUAAAAGCAAUGCUCCCUUUGCCAGAAAGUUUGCAAAGGAUGAUCCAGUGCUGGACAAGAUUGACAAAGAACUCUUGGGAAGGACACAUAGAUUUUCACCUGGGGCAUGGUGUGUUGAUACCUCAGAAGGUGGUGAAGAUCCAUGUCUGUUGCGCGGCAAUGAUACGGUUUUUAGGCCAGGACCCGGUGCUGAGAGAUUGAGUGUGCUGAUUCAGACACUGUUGUCUCAAGAUUUUAGAAGCAAGCAGUGUUUGUGAUGAAGGGUUUUAACCGUUAAGUGUGACCCUUCAAUUAGGAAAAUUUAAAGUGUACAUAAGCUUGCUUAUAGUUCUCAUUCAUGAUGCAGAAGGCCGGAAUUUUGUGCUAAUAUUCAUAUUCUAGGUUCCGAGUUAGAAGCAACAAGCAGUAAAAGAAGCAGUUUUCAAGUGCUUGUUUCAGUUUCAUUACAACAACUUUAUUUACAAAG
Molecule: messenger RNA, 2165 nt
Organism: Arachis ipaensis
Lineage: Eukaryota; Viridiplantae; Streptophyta; Magnoliopsida; Fabales; Fabaceae
Product: beta-glucuronosyltransferase GlcAT14B
Cellular component (GO): membrane
Molecular function (GO): glucuronosyltransferase activity
Source: RefSeq, a predicted model, not a curated record